Messenger RNA from Echinococcus granulosus, 1857 nucleotides. Its product is annotated as Disks large 1 tumor suppressor protein. Gene Ontology annotation, molecular function: protein binding. The transcript has 9 exons. The record is from RefSeq and is a predicted model, not a curated record. Bases 1 to 1857 code for a protein of 618 amino acids. NCBI's taxonomy places the organism in Eukaryota, Metazoa, Platyhelminthes, Cestoda, Cyclophyllidea, Taeniidae.
AUGUCUAGAAGCGAGCUGACGUUUUUUGGCUUUGGGGUUGGUUUGUGGGCUGCGGCGGUGGUUGGGCUGGCAAGCGUGGUGGGCUGUGGUUUGCUGGGUGGGAUUCGGUGCCGGCCCGCAAUGGCUAUCAGUUUGCAAAUGCAGCCAGAAGGGAUUUCACAAGCCGCCUGGGUGGUGUGUGCUCAAUGCUCCAAUUUUUCCUGCGUCCAAGCUAUGUCUUCUGUAUCUAGUCCCAACAAGUCUUCUCGCAGAACGUAUUCGAGUCUAUCCUGCGUGAGUAAACGUCCUGAUUCCCCCGUUUUCGAUUCGGUUGGUGUUGAACCUCUGAAAGUGAUCAAGAGGCCUACUAUCGGAGUAGCAUAUAGUAAUCAACAUCUUUUCAACCAUCGUGGUUCCGGCGCUACGCUUGAUGAUGCCUCCUCUCUGGCUGAUCAAAGUUCUUCCGCCGUUUCUCCAGUCAAAUUGACUUCUUCAAAAUCCUCUCUCACAGGAACCAGUGCGUCUCAGUCUGAUCUAGUUGGAAUUAAUUACAAACUAACCACUCUUACCAUUAAUCAGCGGGAAAGUAUCUAUGUGAGAGCAUUAUUCCGCUAUGAUCCGACGACAGACCGUGGUCUCGCUGCUCGUGGUCUCGCCUUUGAGCACGGGGACAUUCUCUACGUUGUGAAUGCCAGUGACCAGGAAUGGUGGCAGGCGUGCUAUGCUUUUCCCAUCUCCCCGCCCGCCUGGGCCUCAGCCUGCACCUCAACUACUGCCAUCAGUAGCAACAGUAUCACGCCCCCAGAAGUCCCUUCAUCCUACAACGCAAAUAUUCCCGAUCAGCAACCGCCAACUCGGUCGUGUCGACCAGCCAUAAUUCCCAGCCAACGUCGCGUUGAGCGGCGCAGUAGGCUUUCCGCCAAGCGUGUAAAAUUUGUGGACAAAGAGGUUGACAUUGGUGAGGGGAGCCCUAAUCCCUGGAGCCCGAGCGGAGGCGACACUUCUAACCUCUCCCACGCCUUGGAGAGUCAUCGAUUCUUUGGCGGAUCUGGCGGAUGCGGUGUUGAAGGCAGCUCUGCAUCCCUCUCAGCCGUCGCCAGCGGUGGGGGCGGUAGUUUUCCAAGUGGGGACUCUGUGUCUGUUGGUGGGACUUUGGAACGACGAAAGAAGCCCAAUUCUUUCUCCAUUUUUAAGCGUUUUUCCAGUAAACGCGAUAGGAAGGACUUCGAUGGCGGUACCAUAAUGAAGAAGAAGAGCGUCUCCCUCGAAGAUAUGCAAACUGGUUCCUUCGGUCCGCGACUGUCGCGCACCUAUGAGAUCGUCCACUCUGUAACAUUAAAAAUGGCUCGUCCCUUGAUUAUUUUUGGGCCUCUUAAGGAGAGGAUAACUGAGGAGCUCCUCCGUUCUGAUGAAUUUGCUACCUGCAUACAACAUACGUCGAGGCCACCACAGGCUGGUGAAGUGGACGGGGUCGACUACCACUUCUAUCCUUCUAAAGCGGCCAUGCAGGCAGACAUCUCGUCGGGCAAGUUCUUAGAUGUGAUAGUCCAGAGCGACCACUUCUACGCCACCUCUGUGCAAUCCAUCCUGGAGGUGCUUCAGAGUGGGCGCAUAUGCAUCCUUGAUGUCAACAUUGUGGCCAUCUAUCGGUUACAGAGUGCUGGACUUCAUCCUAUGUCAAUUCUGCUGAAGCCGGAAACAGUGAUGCAGUGUCGGAGCCUUCAGCGACGCCUCACCGUCGAUCAGGCACGUAGGAUGCACGAAGCCUGCACCCGAAUGGAGUCCGAGUACUGGUACCUGUUCACUGGUCCUUGUGUCUGGUUACCUGCUGAUCAGACCCUACGUAGCGUGGAAAAGCAGACUCCUACUCUCAUUUGA